CGAAAAAACCUUAGAUUUAGUGAAUCGUGAUAUUAAAUUUAGCAUUUAUUGACAACGCAAGGCAUUGAUGAACGGCAAAAGUGUAAAAGUUACAGGAAAAAUGACCAAAAAUGAGAAAAUUACAAAUGUAGAAAAUUCGUGUCGAGUUUGUGGAAAUCGGGGAAGUUAUUCUUUGUAUCAAUUAAUUCCAGGAUAUCUUCAUGAAUCCGAGCGAGAAUUCCUCAAUUGGGGCAAACCCAUUCAUCAUUACUUGAAUUUUAUUCUAAAUCAACAAAUUAAACCAAAUGACGGAUAUCCACAAAAGAUGUGCACACUUUGCAUCAGUUACAUGAAACAUGCUUACAACUUCAAGAUUCAAGCAUUUCGUAAUUUGGGCUUGAUGGCGAUGAAAAAUGCAAAUCCUCGUGAAGAAUCUGUCGAAUCUGUGGUCGCCGAAGACAUCGAUACGCUGAACAAAGUUGAGUCAGCGCAAAAUAUCGAUCGAUUGUUGCAAGAAUCCAUCGCGGGCGAUCAAAUGAGUGACUUGGAAGGCGCCGAAGCGCAAGACGACGAAGAAGAUACCGACAAAACGCUCACGGAAAUUUUCUCUUACGCUCACACGAGCUUCGAGGAAGACGAUAUCACGCAACUCGAUGUCUUCCAAAGUAGCCAGAUAAGUUUUUACCUCCCCGAAACGUUCAAGGAACGCAAAUGUAUGUCGUGUCGUCGUCGUUUCAUGUUCGAAGACUCCUACAACGAGCACAUCAAGGAGUGCAUUAGCUUAAAACUCGUCUCGUUCAUCAAGGAAAUGACGCAGUUGCUGUAUUUGCGCGAAAAUCGGGCCGUUUCGUCGCACGAAUUCAUUCGACGGGUCAUUUUCGGGAUCAAAAAGAGCGUUCAAACGGUCGUCGAGUACGACGAAGGCAUAAAAAAGGAGAUUGAAAGACUAAACCAGCAACCGGAAGUCGCAAAACCGGUUGUUUCGACGAAAAAAAGCAAAGAACCAAAGUCAAUGGUCGAUCCAAAUGGAUUUCUCGCCAAAUUAAAUGUCAAGGAAAUAUUCUCAAAUUCCGCUUCGGAGUCAGAUAACCUAACAAACACCUCAAAUGCAUCCUCUCCAGCCCCAAAUGUCUUCAUGCGAUGCCCCGAUUGCCAUGUGCCGCUCCCAAGUUUGGCAGAACUCGAAAAACACAACUUCCAAUUUCACAAUAAGCAAUCCGCAAACACUGCCAGCACUCAGCAAGACCCCGUAAAUAAUCUGAAUUUUCAAAAAGAAACGAAUUACGCGCGAAAUCUCAAUCCGACAUUCGGAAAAAAUCAAAAUAUUGACGUAAUCAAAAAUAAUUUGUGUGAUAAUCGUCGUAUUCGUACGACAACCAACCACGAAACGAGUGACGAAGGCGAGCUCUGUGACGCCCGCAAGACAGUCAAGUGUUCAAAAUGCCCCGAAAGAUUUCUCACAAUAAGUCACUUGGAUCUACAUGUUGCCAAGAAGCAUACAAGAUCGCCCGUGCCCGCGAGCGGAAGUGAAAAUAACGAUUCGACUUCGUUCGAGGGACGAUCUCGAAAAACCCUGAGGUACGGAAGUCAAUUUGGAAAUUACCAAAGAAAUCAUUCCAACAAGUUUUUUAAGUAAUUGGAGAUAAAAAUUCCUAUUUUUAGGAGUUUAGGAGAUAAAUUCAUUAAAAGUGUGUUAAUGAAAGAUUAGGAAAUUACGCACAAAAUUGUAACAAAGAGAUAAAAAAAAUGUAAACAAAUAAUAAAAAAAGCUUUGACUAAAAUU
This is a messenger RNA of Culicoides brevitarsis, 1762 nucleotides long. RefSeq lists its product as uncharacterized. The transcript has 2 exons. The record is from RefSeq and is a predicted model, not a curated record. NCBI's taxonomy places the organism in Eukaryota, Metazoa, Arthropoda, Insecta, Diptera, Ceratopogonidae. The coding region runs from base 68 to 1615 and encodes 515 amino acids. Gene Ontology annotation, cellular component: nucleus. Gene Ontology annotation, molecular function: zinc ion binding.